AUGGCCUCCUCAGCACCAGCCCACGAGAAGGCCGUGAUAAUUGGUAUUUCAGGACCCUCCAGCAGCGGCAAGACAACCCUCGCCCGCCUCCUCCAGCGUAUAUUCUGCGGGGUGAAUCUGGACAAAACCACCCAUCUAAACACAUUCAUAAUCCACGAAGAUGAUUUCUACUUCCCAGAUGACAAAAUCCCAUACAUGACAACGCCCAGCGGCACAAGGAUCCAAGACUGGGAUACCGCCGCCGCAAUCGACAUCCCCUUCCUCACGCAAGCGCUGACCUACGUCCGCGAAAAUGGCACGCUGCCGCCGCGCCUGCGCAGCAAAGAAGACCAGAAUUCGCAGACGGAGUCUGGGGUGUCUGAUGCGGUUGUUGCGGAAUUGCGGGGUGUUGCUGAGACGCGAUUGAAGGGACGGAUGGGGCCAACGAUUGCGUUCCUGGAGGGGUUUUUGCUGUUCGCGCCGCCGGGGGAGGAGGGGCAUGUGUUGCGGUCUGUGCAUGAGGCGAUCCAGUUGCAUUUGUUUUUGCCGGCGGGGUAUGGGGUUGUGAAGGAGAGGAGGGAGGGGAGGAGUGGGUAUGUGACUGUUGGGCCGGCGCCGGAGCCGGUGGAGGGGGAAAGGGAUGGUGUGCAUGAGUCUGUGGUGGAUUUGGAGGGGGAGGAUGAUCGGCCGCCGCAGAAUUUCUGGGUUGAUCCGCCGGGGUACGUGGAUUAUGUUGUUUGGCCGCGGUAUGUGAGGGAUCAUGCUUGGUUGUUGGUUGCGGAGGGGGAUGAUGGGUGUGGGAGUCAGGAGUCGGAGGCGGAUCUUGUUCGGAGGGUUGGGGAUGGGACGAGGGUUAGGACUAAUGUUGGGGUUGAGGUUGCGCCAGGAAGUGGGAGUGCUGGGAUGGAAGCUGUUUUGAGAUGGGCGGUUGAGUUGGUUUUGGACUAUCAUUUGGGUCGGGCGUAG
This is a messenger RNA of Penicillium paradoxum, 945 nucleotides long. RefSeq names its product ribosylnicotinamide kinase. The transcript is spliced from 2 exons. The coding region runs from base 1 to 945 and encodes 314 amino acids. Gene Ontology annotation, molecular function: kinase activity; ATP binding. The record is from RefSeq and is a predicted model, not a curated record. Gene Ontology annotation, cellular component: cytoplasm. NCBI's taxonomy places the organism in Eukaryota, Fungi, Ascomycota, Eurotiomycetes, Eurotiales, Aspergillaceae.